UUUGAACAAAGGAAAAAGAAAGAAAAGCCAAGUAUGAAAAAACAAUAAUCCACCAAUAACGGAAUUUUGUAAUAACUAAAUUAGUUUUUCAACGUAAGCAUCGAAAGAAGGCGCCCACCCCAACCCAACCCAUACCCUUUCCGACGAGAUUCCAAUCCUAACCAUCACUCCGCCGCCCAUAUUCUCUUUACGUUUGCAUUUCGGGUAAGAAUUCUUAUGGUGAAAACUCUGAAGUCAUAGAACGUGACAUUCAUCCGCUUUUUUUGAAGAGUUCAAAGAUCAAAUAUCAAACCCAUUCCUUCUUCAUCCAACGAGGUGACCACAGAGAAAAUUCAAGAAAAAAUGGCCCCCAGCUCAGCCGCCGGAGAAAUUCCAAUCUCAGGAUUAAGGAAGGAUAAGGAAGGACAAAUGUUUGGAAUUCCAAUAACCACCAUUGUCAAUCACUUUGGUACAAGUGGGUUAUCUGUUGCCGCUGCUACCGGCGUCACGCAUCCUUUCGGUUGGUUUAUAUCGUCUAAAUUUAUUGUUUUGCUGUGUUCUCCAUAGGAUUGAGUAGAUGAGUUUGUCAAUGAAAAUGUUAAAGAGUAGAUAUGCUAUAAAAUUUGAUAAAUUGCAUUCGGCAUGCUAUUCUUCUACAUAAUAAAAUGCGACCAUCUUAUUGUAACAAAAUUCUUACGCUGGGCAGAGUUAGUGAUGUAAUUUGAACAUUGAUGCCAAGGCUGAACUUUUUAUGUGCUGGAUGUCUUUCAAAGGUCAAACGCGACUUCAAUUCAUCAUUUUGAUGAUGCUUGAAUUGAUAAAACGAUUGCGUUAAUGGAUGCAUUUUGAAUCAAUGGCUUUCAUUCUGGUUACUUGAGAUCUUGGAGAUAUAGUGUAAUGAUAAUGUUAUUAGGUCUAAACUGACAGGAAUCUAUUUCAACAAUGACUAACUUUAAACUUGACAUUCUGUGGAAUACAUAUGCCAUAUUUGAUGCUUGGGUUUGAAAGUGUUACUGAAGUUGUUUUUGGAACGCAGAUGUUCUCAAAGUUCGACUUCAGAUGCAGCUUGUUGGCCAAAGAGGUCCCUUGAUUGGCAUGGGGAAACUGUUUGUUCAGUUAGUAAAAAAUGAGGGCUUGAAGUCCUUGUACUUGGGACUAACUCCUGCAUUAACGAGGUCAGUUCUUUAUGGUGGUCUCCGUUUAGGCUUAUAUGAACCAUCCAAACAUGUAUGUGAAUUGGCUUUUGAGUCCACCAAUAUCUUGGUGAAGAUUGCAUCUGGAGCUUUUUCUGGUGCUCUUGCUACAGCUCUGACCAAUCCAGUGGAAGUUUUAAAGGUACGCUUACAGAUGGAUGUAACAUCAAGCAGCAAAGGACCAAUACAUGAACUUCGAAGAAUAGCUCAUGAAGAGGGAGUGGCUGCUCUGUGGAAGGGUGUUGGCCCUGCUAUGGCCAGAGCUGCUGCAUUGACUGCAUCUCAGCUGGCAACAUAUGAUGAAUCGAAGCAGGCAUUGAUAAGAUGGACUCCUCUUGAAGAAGGAUUUUAUCUACAUCUCAUCUCGAGUACAAUUGCAGGCGGUGUUAGCACCGUCAUGACUGCUCCAGUGGAUAUGGUUAAAACCCGUCUCAUGUUGCAACGAGAUUCUAAAGAAGCUGGAAUGUAUAGAAAUGGAUUUCAUUGUGCAUAUCAGGUUCUGCAAACAGAAGGUCCUCGGGGGCUUUACAAAGGGGGCUUUACCCUUUUCGCAAGAUUGGGUCCGCAAACUACAAUCACCUUCAUAAUAUGUGAAAAGCUGCGUGAGCUUGCAGGAUUAAGGGCAAUCUAGCAAUUUUAGCUGAUAUUCACAAGACUUGGGUCGAUUCUUUCGUCCAUUUUAAAUAGAUACGGACAGCACUCAAGCCUGGGGAUAGAUCAGGGGGCUUGAAUUCCACCACAGUAAAUCAUUUUUUCCCUCAGAAUCUGACAGCAAAAUCUUUUUUCAUUGUUGCUGUCUACUCUAGGGUCUGAUUAUUGCAUAUUGUUUUGGGACUACAGUAACAAGUGAUGUGCCCUUAUUGUACUUUAAUACUGAAGUAUUUUUUAGGUUCAACCUUUGUAAUGUACAUCAUUGGAUAAUUAUUGUAAUGCUGUUCUUGUUUUAGGGCAAAGGAUAAGAGUAAUAAACACAUGGC
Messenger RNA from Oldenlandia corymbosa var. corymbosa, 2149 nucleotides. NCBI's taxonomy places the organism in Eukaryota, Viridiplantae, Streptophyta, Magnoliopsida, Gentianales, Rubiaceae. The record is from the annotation of a GenBank genome assembly.